AUGGGUUUCUUCGCGGGAUUCUUCAGCGGCUUCGCGUUGACCACCACCGCUCUAUACCUCUCGAUCCAAGUCCAUCGGUCAAAUCGGCUGGACCAGCGCGAUGUCAUCCGCGAGCAGGUCCAGAUCCUGAACCAGCUAGCCUCCCCGAUAGGUGCAUAUGACCGGCGCCUGGCCCCGAAGACUCUUCCCAAGCCCGACAAGGAGACGAGCCCGGAGUCGUCAAAACCGGAGUUGAAAGAUCUCUUAAAGCAUCGGUGGAACAAGGAGGUCCAGACGUUGGCCCAGAAGGCGCAUCAGAGCCGGUGGGAAGACGCGCGGGCCACCGCUGUGGAAGGAUGGAAAAGCGUGGUGCGACUUGUAAAGAGAGAGUGA
This is a messenger RNA of Aspergillus steynii IBT 23096, 372 nucleotides long. RefSeq names its product MICOS complex subunit Mic12 family protein. Gene Ontology annotation, biological process: cristae formation. The coding region runs from base 1 to 372 and encodes 123 amino acids. Gene Ontology annotation, cellular component: mitochondrial crista junction; MICOS complex. The transcript is spliced from 2 exons. The record is from RefSeq and is a predicted model, not a curated record. Lineage: Eukaryota; Fungi; Ascomycota; Eurotiomycetes; Eurotiales; Aspergillaceae.